AUGGAAUCGUCGGAUGGCAACGGCCAGUUGGCCAAAGAGCUCCAGGCUGAUCUAGCCAGGAAGUAUCGACGACACUCCACCCGGAUAGACGGUAUUUGGCGCUCAUUUGACCAGCGCCAGCGUGUUAGGUGCUUCAAGUCCAGUUUCGCGACUGGAGGAUAUCUGAAGCAUGCAUUGGAUCGGAGCGUUGGUGAUAGCUAUCUCAUUGCUCCCGAGAUGAACCUUCGAGAUGUUGCUGAAAGUGACCCUGACUAUUUGCUGGGCAUUCUCAAGCAUCGCGCCACUUCGUCCGUCUACGAUCAGUUCUUCGGCGGUCCUGAUGGUUCGCCUGGCGAUCAAUGGGUCAUCGGCAACAACAUGCGCACCAGAAACCUACAACACUCACAGCGGCAGGCUUUUAAAAACUGCUACUCGGUCUUCUGGGACGAAGACAAGUACGGCUGGGCGAUGAAAGUAGAUCCAAGUCACAAGGAAGAAUUUCUGGCUGGAUUGAAGAAAGCCAUCCAAGCUGGCUUGCUCCUCAGUCAAGAGUACGGCGAGCUGAUUCUGAUACGUCAGAUUACGAUCCUACAGGUCCUCCAUACUCUUGUCGAGGAUAUAUUGAAUCAAGGAUCUAAGACCAGGGGCAGAAAGCAAUUGCCAGACAAGCAGAUCCGGGGAGCUGCGGAUACCUUCUCCAAGCUUACAAUCUCGCCGCCACCGGCCAAGCUCUCCCUUGAGGACCUGGUCGCCAGCGCCCGAUCCCAGAAGGAUGUUUUCCGGGAGUAUCAGUCUCUACUAUCAUCAGAGCCAGUUGUCCUGGUCCACGCAGUGAACCAGCGGUUCUUCAGCCACCCGGGUCUAGUCCCUGACGAGAAGGGCCGCCGCCUGCCCGCCCAUACCGACAAGUACAUCAGUAUUGCGCUGUUCGACGCUGUCCACGAUGCAGUUCGGACAGCCGCCACUUGGACAUACAUAGACUGUUUACUGGCCCUCCUGGAGAAGGACUACGCCGACAAAGUCUAUCGGCCCAUCUUGCUCCAGGAACUCUCCAACGUCUGUCAUCUGGAGUUCUCUCGUACCCAGGUCGGCCUCAAACGCGCCGUCCAGACAGCUAGUGGUGCCAAACAGUUCAAACGAGUGUCCCAAGGACUCGACAAGCAAGGGAAUGAGCGCGUGAAUAUCAAGGGCGACCCGGAAGAGUUCUUUCGUUCGGAUCCUCAGCUUCACUAUCUACUGCGUCUUUGCCAGGCGGAGACUACUGCUCCGAAGGCUGUGGACUGGGUAGUCAAACUGAGCGCACUACACGUGAAUCAUCCCGAGGAUGAGGCCAAGAUGGAGACCCGUGAGGCGCAAGCACUCGGUGAUAUGAUGGCCAUCACAGGAUUCAUGCGCGACCUCUCAUCUGUUGUCUCGAUGCCUCCGCUUUCGCGCAAGAAGGGUCAGAUGUUUGUCUCAAGGUCACAGGAGUUGGAGACUGAGCUUAACCAGACCAAAGGAGACCUCGACUUGCGAGAUUUUGCUAGUCCGAUUGGCAAUCUCCUCGAUCCGGGUAUGGCCUUGGCUUCUCUAGGGGUUCUGGACAAAUUCGUCGUUCAGAAGACGGGCACCAAGCUAGGAAUCCUGUAUGAGGACCUCAUCGAGGACAGCCUUGCCGAUCUCAAGAACAGACACCACGAGGCCAAGGAGAAACUCCAGCCCAACGCCGACCAGAAAUGGGUGCCGCUCCCUGUCUCGUCACCUCAGCCCCCUGAGUUGCGAGUCGAUCACCGCCGAGAAAAGGAUAAGACUCGACCGUCGCAUUUCUCGGCCUACGAGAUCACACCGCAGCCUGCGCCAGCGGAACAUGAAGCAACGACUACAGUAGCCCAGAUAUUCAAGGUCAGCAGCUCGGCGGCCGAUACCUUUUGGAGAUUGUUCGACAAGUCGCAAUCUCGAGGCUCGAUUAGCUGGACAGCUUUCGAGGCGGCCAUGGCGGAGCUCGGGUUCUCUAUGAUGCCCAAGUUUGGGUCGAUCUACACUUUUUUACCCCCAGAGUUGUUGAAUGUGAGGAAAUCUGUGGCGUUUUACCGGCCGCACAGGUCUCACAUCGAGGGCUUUUCGGUGCCAAUCUUUGCACGGCGUCUGAAUCGUGUGUAUGGCUGGAAGAAGGAGUCCUUUGAGACUGCGUGA
Messenger RNA from Pyricularia oryzae 70-15, 2151 nucleotides. RefSeq lists its product as uncharacterized. Lineage: Eukaryota; Fungi; Ascomycota; Sordariomycetes; Magnaporthales; Pyriculariaceae. Bases 1 to 2151 code for a protein of 716 amino acids. The transcript has a single exon. The record is from RefSeq and is a predicted model, not a curated record.